AAAAACACGCGCAGUCGUAGUUUGGACCGCUUGCGUCGGGCGGCCGCCCGCCCAGUCGCGGCUCACCCUGCCGCCGGCGCGAACAUCGGGUGUCAUCCGCGAUCGAUACCUCAUAACCCUUAACCAUAGCAUUAUUUAAAAUAACUAUAACCACCAUCGAACAACAUUUAUCGGUUGUUACGAACACGUAAAAAAUUUUUAGCCUGUAUGUGCUAAGAACAUUAGUCCGUUAUCCGCAGUACUGAACAGUUAAAUAGUGAUAUUUGUGAUAAACCAAAAUGCAAGAAAUAAGAAGUAAACUGGUUUAAAUAAAUGUGUGGGAGGUGAUUUGGAUUAGAAGAUAUGACGUCGCUAAAGCAUGGCGUCAAUUUGAGCCGGCGGGCGUGCAGGCAUUCGCUUGGCCUGCUUACUGCCGCUGUUCUUCUCUCAAUUGCUAACUCAAAUCCUAUCGAAAGCACCACAAAAGCAAGUCCGUCCAUAGCAGUCGAUGGGAUCUCAACGUAUCCGGGACUCGGUUUUGGCCCCAUGGGUCCUGUAGCGCCCCUACCUGGGGAGCCGCCAGGCACCCAGCUCCAACAAAAGCAGGAGACCACAACAGAAUUACCGGUCACUCAAGAGCCCAAGAAGGAGAGUACACUGGUGAUAGCCGCGUUCGAAUUCCAUCGCGUUGAAACGCCAUUCUUAAUUGGCGUAUGGAUAUUUUUUGCCAGCAUCGCUAAAAUUGGAUUUCACAUGGCUCCCAGGUUAUCGAAGAUUUUUCCGGAGUCCUGCCUUCUUAUCUUUGUAGGAGUACUUAUAGGCGCUUUGCUGUUAAGCACACAUAGUGUUCAUGUGCAACCUCUAACGCCUGAUACAUUUUUUCUGUAUAUGCUGCCUCCUAUUAUUUUGGACGCAGGAUACUUCAUGCCUAAUAGGUUAUUCUUUGACCAUCUUGGAACUAUACUGCUGUUUGCAGUUGUUGGAACAGUUUUUAAUACUUUAACAAUUGGGUUGUCGUUGUGGGCUUGUGGCCAGACCGGCAUGUUCGCGUUUCCAACUCCCCUUUUGGACAUGUUAUUAUUUGGAGCUUUAAUAUCGGCUGUGGACCCGGUGGCAGUUCUAGCGGUUUUUGAAGAGAUUCACGUAGAUGAAGUAUUGUACAUAGUAGUGUUUGGGGAAUCUCUUUUAAAUGAUGCCGUUACUGUUGUUCUUUAUCACAUGUUUGAAGCUUACACAGAAAUGGGGCCAUCGAAUCUAAUGUACACUGACUUCCUCGCAGGCUUUGCGUCUUUUAUAGUGGUAGCUUUUGGUGGUACGUGUAUUGGAGUAGUUUGGGGUUUUGCUACAGGCCUUGUUACAAGGUUCACACAUGAAGUGAGAGUGAUAGAGCCGAUAUUCAUCUUUGUGAUGGCAUAUCUUGCGUACUUGAAUGCUGAAAUGUUUCACAUGAGUGGAAUUCUGGCGAUAACCUUUUGCGGAAUAACGAUGAAGAAUUACGUGGAGGCCAAUAUAUCGCACAAGUCUCAUACCACAAUAAAAUAUACAAUGAAGAUGUUGUCAUCAUCAUCAGAGACUAUCAUAUUCAUGUUCCUUGGUGUUGCAACUGUUAAUAAUAAUCACGUUUGGAAUACUUGGUUUGUGCUAUUGACAAUUGUAUUCUGUUCCGUUUUUCGUAUAAUAGGUGUGUACAUAUUUAGCGCUGUAGCAAAUAAGUUUAGGCUGCACAAAUUAAAUACGGUUGAGAAGUUUGUUAUGUCUUAUGGAGGUCUCAGGGGAGCGGUGGCAUUCGCUCUGGUGCUAUUAAUAGAUCCGAAAGUGGUGAAACUGCAACCAAUGUUCGUUACGACCACGAUAGCUGUUAUUUAUUUCACUGUAUUUAUACAAGGGAUCACGAUAAAGCCUCUAGUAAAGAUACUCAAUGUUAAGACGGUCGAGAAAAGAAAGCCUACUAUGAAUGAACGCAUACAUGAAAGGUUUAUGGACCAUCUUAUGGCGGGAAUUGAAGAUAUUUUGGGUAAACACGGGAAUCAUCACAUGCGUGAUAAAUUCAAGAGAUUCGAUAAUCGGUUCAUAAGACCGUUUUUGCUGAGAAAUUAUCAGGGCGCGGAGCCAAAGAUUCUAGAGACUUAUUCCAAAUUGGCCAUGCGAGAUGCAAUAGAGUACAUGCAAAGAAAUGCGUCAACUAUUGGAAACAUUUCCGGUGCAGAGUCGAUGUCGGCUAUAUUUAAAAACUAUACAAAUGCUAAUUUAAAUGGAAGUCCAAGCUUCAGUCAAUUAGAUUCUUCAACGUGGAAUAUAGAUAUGCAAGAACUGGAAUAUAAUCCGUCCAAAAAGGAUUUGACUGAUGCUAGAAUUCAUCACCUGCUUGCUGAAGAAUUGUGUAAACCAUAUAGACGUCAUCGUCGUUUGAGUUAUAGCCGCCAUGCCGUAAAUGACCGUGAUUUAGGAAUGCAGGUGAACUACAAAACGCACAUGAACAUAAGAAGGCUGGUUGGCGAUAGAAAGCACCACCAUAAGCGUAGUAAGCGUGGGAAACAGGAUGGCAAAAACCAUGUCUCCUUCCCAGAAUUCCAGCAAAAUGGUUCGGCAAAACAGUUCACGCACGGUAAAAAAAAGUAUUAUAGAUUAGAUUAUAUAGAUGAGGUUUUGCAAGAGGAUGAGGAGACACCAAGGCGGGAAAAUGAUGAUGGUGGUAUUACCUUCACUGCCAAAUCUCCACCCGGGUACAAAGAAAUAAGUCCAACAUCUUCGCAUAAAGAAAACAGUAGUUCGUUACUGAACCAGUUGGCAAAUUUGCCCGGAUUCAAUCCGUUGAAAGCGCGGAUCGUUAAGCAGUAUGCUAAAACACCAGAAGAGAUACUACCAACGGCUGUCGAAAAGUCUUUACCGUGGAGAAGAGACAGAUCCACGUACAACUUCGUACCAAAUGAGGAUAUUCUCGAAGAAGAUGAAAGGAGAAUGUCCGAUGAUAACGAUACGUAUAUUACGGUAGCUGAGCAAGCGCGCGUUGCGACCCCAACGGCUACGGAGACCAUGUUGCCAUGGAAACGGGAAGAUACGGAGGCCGGUGCCCUCAAACAAUUCGAGUUCCCCUCUUGGGCGUCUAACAAGGAAUACUUGGCUUAUAGCUCACCCUCCGCUACAUUUUUAGGUGGUAUAGAGAAGCCAAAACAUCCGAAAUCUAUCAUAGGUUUGUUCCGAAGAGAGAGCUCUAGUUCCACACAAGGUGGGAGUGAAAUUCCUGUGAUGUCAGAUUCUGAAGGCAAAGCGGAGUCGAGCAAAGGGGACACGUCUUCGAGUAGAGGUGAUAUAAGUGGGCUAGCGAAGCAAGGCCCUAGCUUACUGUCAAAGAGAAGCACGAGCUUGGGAGGACCAACAGUGCUUCUAAUGGAAGACGUAGCUCAUUCCGAUCCGUUGGGCGCGUCGUCGAGACCUGCGAGCAUCAUGCAGGGUCCACAUAGAGGGCAGUGUCGACGAGGAUCGAUGUUAGAACUUACGGGUUCACUGUCACGGGAUGCGAUAACCGAAGAGAAAUGCAGCAAAUCUCUACCAGAGAGCGAGCGAAUGGGUGUUCGCCGGCUCGCGCUCGGUCAACAGAGCCUUCCCCGCGAGACCUUCAGCCGACAACACACCCUCACGUCCAACGUUCUCACCAGCUCAUCGUCAGACGACUCCUCCGACGAAAACACCUGAGUAUCAAGACGUGGUGACCCAGAUCGGUUACCACUUCUUAAAUAUAGGACGUUGAAUUAAAAGUUAGCUUUUCUGUAUAGCAUUUAUAUAACCCGGCUAGAUUCAUUAUUAUUGAAAAUGAAAACUUUGCUUUAGAAUGAAUUAUCGAAAUAGCCGUAGAAGUUGUUUAGCAAAAGUUGAACGAUUUGACGUAUACUUGUAAAUAUAUAGAUGCUUAGUAGGUAAGUAAAAUCGAUACCGGUAUUACCCGAUGCUGUAAUCAAUUUAUAUUAAAAUAAAUAAUAUAAAAUGCAUAAUAUUCGCCUGCAUUUGUGAUAUUAAUAAAUUAUUAAAUUUCAAUUUGAACAAUUACAGGUUUUUAUAAGAGAUGGCUUUCAUUUGUGUACCUAGCCGUUUUAUUUUAGAUGUUUCGUUGAGAAAAAUGUUUCAACAGUAUUUUUCUAUGCAAUUUGUAUAAUAAAAUACAAAUUAUACAAAGUACUUAUGAUAAGGUAGUGAAAAUAAAGACAAAGUUCUUGUUAUUAUUUAUUUAGGAGAGUCGAAAUUUCCUAUUCCGGUACCGGUUGCCAAUGACAAUACAAAUAGAAAUAGUAAUUAACUGUUUGUAGAUAAUUAAUUUGUUGUGUAUAAUAUAUAAUUCAUAGUAUUAUGUAUCAUAAUUCAUUAAUUCAACAUUGUAUAGAUAUAGUUUAAGCUUAGGUCGGAAUGGAACAAUUUCUUCGCAAUUUUUUAUUAUUUAUCUUUGUUGUGUAAAAAUAACCACCAAUUUUAAUCACUAAACUACAAAUAUUGUUAACAUAAACUAUUAAAAUAAAAAGAAGAUUUAAAUCCUAUAUUGCAUUUUACCUAGAUUAAUGAUACCUUCAUUUUGUGCAAAUAUGAAUUAGGUACUAUCAUCAACAUUUUUCAAAACACAUUUUUUACAAAUAAUAUAAUAUUUAUUACAAAAUAUUAUAGAUUUAAAUAUCUUACUGUCAUUGGCAAUGUGAUAUUGUGUGGUUAAAUAGGGGGUGUAAAAGGAGGUCAGAGGUCUAGAUAAACAUAAAAUUUAGUGGCUGCUAUUGAUUAAAGAAAACAGUAUUAAAAAUCAACUUUACAAUUUAUUUUUUGUUUAACUACAAAUAAAAGGAUCGUUGUUUUCGUAAAAUAUAUUUUUAUUAAAGAAAAUAUAUAUUUGAGGCCCAAAUAGAAAACACCUUAACGUGUAUUACUUAUGAUUUAUUCACUACAAUUGUGAUAUUGUAAAUAACACAUAGGUAAUUUAUAAAUUUAAAAUAAAAUGAAGCUUAGGUUAGUGAGAGUAGGCAAAAUUGACAAUAGAGUAGAAUAUUUUUCCUUGCACCUUAGUACUUCACUUUCCUAAAUUUUUUAAUAAGAUAUUCGAAUAAUUUUAAUAAAUAUAAGGCAGUAGAUCUUUAACAGGUUUAAUAGAUAGACAAAAUUUGUUGAUGUUAUAUUAUAAUAGUAUUUACUAUACCUACCUUUUUAAUUUAUGUUACAGUUCAAAAGUAAGUACCUACCUACCUACAUAAUAUCCACCUUUCUUCAGUUGAGGUAUUAGUUUCCGAGAGGCAGUCUAUUUUAUGACACAAGUAAAAUUAUUAUUUUUUUCAUGUGGGUAUUAAAUAUGUCCCUUUCUUACGUAGGUAGUUGGUUAUAAAAAAUAUCUGUUCGAUACUUAGGCUCAUGCUGAUAUAUUUUGUACCUACAACAAUCGUGUUCAUAAUAUUAUAAUAUUGCAUCUUUUAUAUUAAAUAUUUCAAAAAUAAAUCAUUCAUAAUAUCUACUGGCAGUACCUAUACAUAAUCUAUACCUAUCUAUACCUAUGUUGGAAAAAAUAAAUGAUGCGUAAUUUUUAAUUCGUGCACACUAUAAUCGCACCUACAUCUAAAAUAAAUCUUUACAUUGAUUUACUAUAAAAAAUAUACCUACCUAAGUAAGCUUUUUGAAUAAAUUUGGUGUGUCAAUUGAAGAAAAUAGUGCCUAGAAUAUUUUAUGAACGCUCACUGAUAUUAUUAGAAACCUUGAAUUGAGUAUUGUUAUAUAAUUAUUGUAAAUUAGACGGAUAGUGUGACAUGCUAUGUAAAAUAAUGAAAAUAAAUAACGAUUAUUCAA
This is a messenger RNA of Colias croceus (clouded yellow), 5787 nucleotides long. It is a transcript of the gene Nhe2, whose product is annotated as sodium/hydrogen exchanger 3. Gene Ontology annotation, molecular function: sodium:proton antiporter activity. Gene Ontology annotation, cellular component: membrane. The transcript has 20 exons. The coding region runs from base 343 to 3672 and encodes 1109 amino acids. The record is from RefSeq and is a predicted model, not a curated record. Lineage: Eukaryota; Metazoa; Arthropoda; Insecta; Lepidoptera; Pieridae. Gene Ontology annotation, biological process: proton transmembrane transport; sodium ion transport; regulation of pH.